UACAGAGGAGAGAAAAAAACUUGAAAGACUUGUGCGAAUAACAUAAAUUUUUAUUUAAUUUCGAACCUGAGAAAAUAAUAAAAAAAAAAAUAUUGAAAAAUGGACGAUAUGAAGAAAUAUUCAGUACCUAGCUUGUACAAAACAUGCAUCCGGAAUAUCGCCAGCAACGUGACCUUCUUCAAACACGACAAACAGUAUUUAAAAGUGCUCCCUGCUCACAUGAAGAACGCCGUAAUCCGUUUAGUGACGAAAAUCUACGGCGGCUUCCAGGACGACGAAAUUCUUCGACUAAUGCUCAACUCGGAGCUCGACGACUUGGAUUUAACAAUUUGUAAAGUGACAGAUCGACUUUUGGAAGACUUGCGAUAUUGCAAAAACUUGAGAAAUUUGGUCCUGCCGCCGCUUAAUAACACAGACUGCACAAAAGAGACACUUUGUGACCUCAUCCCGUGCUUGACACGUCUCGAAAGUUUGCAUAUCAAGGAUUCGCUGAUAGUGGAUGAUCAUGUUGUCGCCCUAAUUGCCAGGCAUUGCAAGCAUUUGGACUUGCUAAAUUUGGAAAAGUGCAUGGCGAUCACGGAUGACGCGAUGUUGCAUUUGCGCGAAAUGAAAUUAACAAAACUUAGUUUGGCUCAUACAAAUAUCUCGGAUACCGGGAUCAUUCACAUCGAAAACAGUGAGCUGGAAAAUCACUUGGAAGACUUUAACGUCAAGUACUGCAAUAUUAGUUGUGCGGGCCUGAAUCACUUGCGAUGGGACAAAAUUAAGUACAUCGGAUUCGAAGUUGUCGAUAUUAAUAGUAAGGAAACGCGAUCGGAAGCCCAAAAAGGCACCGGUCUUUGUUGGUUUCAUAGAGAUAUUGUGUUAGCUUGAGCUUUUUUUUAGUUGAUUUGCGUGAUGAUGACGAUUGCUGAUGUUUUUAAUCUUCUUCCUUGUACAGAUCGUCUCUCGCAUUAAAUGCGAUACUUAAUAGCAACAACAACAACAGCAGUCGUCAUUAUCAUUUUUACCUCAAAACAUUUUUUUUAUAUCUGUAUUUUUUUAUUUCAACAUUCAUUUUGCAUUUCAUUACCUAUAAUAUUAAAUUUUAAUAUUUUUUCAAUUAAGCAACUGUAGCACUUAAGUAGACUGACUUGCAUAGCUAGCUAGAGUUGACGUUUGUACGCACAAUUUAAAAAAUUACUUAGAGAGAAUACUAAUGAAUGAAUUUGUGUUUGUUUGUAGUUGUUAUUGUUUAUAAUUUUUAAACUAAGGCUGAUUGAAAUUUAUUUUUUACUUUUUGUUUCCUACCCAGAAAGUCAAAAAUUCGAAAUAAAAAAAUUUUAAGGGAA
This is a messenger RNA of Culicoides brevitarsis, 1331 nucleotides long. Its product is annotated as protein AMN1 homolog. Gene Ontology annotation, cellular component: cytoplasm; SCF ubiquitin ligase complex. NCBI's taxonomy places the organism in Eukaryota, Metazoa, Arthropoda, Insecta, Diptera, Ceratopogonidae. Gene Ontology annotation, biological process: SCF-dependent proteasomal ubiquitin-dependent protein catabolic process. The record is from RefSeq and is a predicted model, not a curated record. The transcript is spliced from 2 exons. Bases 100 to 873 code for a protein of 257 amino acids.